AUGGCCUCGUUCCUGACAGACAGGAACACACAGAAGGCGGACGUGAUCGCGAUUCAGGAGCCAUGGAUUAACCCUCAAUCCGGAACAACUCAUUACCCCAAUAAAGCAACUCACCAGCUAGUCUUUCCGAAGGAGCUAGACGACGAAAGGGCCAGGGUAUGCUUGUUUGUCUCGAAACAGAUCGACCCAGGGACCUGGUCAUGCAGGACAGUGUUAAAGGGAUAUCAGCUCUUGAAAAUGCGGAGGAGCCGACAACACCCAGAGGGGUGGACCGACCUCUUUGUGCACAAUAUAUAUAACAACGAUGACGGCGAGACUAUGGAAACGCUGGACAAAGAGAUCACCCAGAGAACGUAUGCAGAGCAUAUAGUUGUGGGGGAUAUGAACCUACACCACCCAGCCUGGGGGAGCUCGAAGGCCGACACAGCGGCGGAGGGACUGCUAGACAUAGCUGGGAAGCAUAACCUAGAUCUGACAACGGAGAGGGGGGUCCCAACGUGGCGGCGUAACGAGCAGGCAUCUACCAUCGACCUCACUUUCGUUAGCGGUGCGUUAACAGGGAGGGUGAUUGAAUGUCGGGUAGGGAUAGACCAUGGUUCAGAUCACUAUCCAGUAGUGACAACAAUCGACAUUACAACACCGCCACACGAACCACCGAGAAGAAGAAACUGGAAGGCGACAGAUGACAAGAAGCUCAUAGAAUUCGUCACCCAACACACCAACGCUAUCACCAGACACCCCACAACGGCCGACGAGGUAGAAACCGAGUGUCAAACAUUCAUAGAAAUCAUCACCAAAGCAGUUGACAUCUCGACACCGUGGGCGGUACCGUCACGGUGGGCUAACCCCUGCUUCACACCAGAGUGCCAGGAAGCAGUGAAGGAAGUACGAAGGCUUCGCCGGCAACACGAAAGGACGCACGAUCCUUACGACAAGGAACUGUACAAAGCAGCAAGGAACCGGAAAACACGAGUAAUCAGGGCCGCUCUCCGCCUUCACCACCGACGGAAGGUACAGGAAAUCAUGGAAGAGGGACCGGCCGGUAUGUGGAGGAUGGGUAAAUGGGCAAGAAACCGGCAAGGAGCGUACGACAAAGGAAUCACACCAUCAAUCAAAGUGCCAGAAGGACUUGCAGAGACUGUUAAGGAAAAGGCAGCUGCUUUCCAAAAGGCCUUCUUUCCAACGCCACCACCGGCAGAUCUCUCCGACAUCGACAAUAACUAUCCAGAGCCAAUCCACUUCCCGGAAAUCACGCGCCAGGAGAUCUCACAGGCAGUCAAAUCGUCGCCACCAAACAAAGCACCAGGGGAAGACGGUCUACCAAACUCGCUAUGGCACAAAUUGAUCGAAAUCCCAGCGGUCCUCGAUACCAUCUCACGGAUAUACAACGCCUGCGUACGGCUUGGAACCAACCCUUCACACUUCCAAAAAUCGAUCACAGUGGUACUACGCAAAGCGGGCAAAAGGGAUUACCAGCUUGCAAAGUCCUACCGGCCAGUUGCCCUUCUAAAUACCCUCGGCAAAUUCCUCGAGGCAGUGAUUGCGCGAAGGAUCAGCUACGCAGUGGAGACAGAAGGACUACUGCCGGACACACACCUUGGUGGGAGAAAGGGUAUCUCAGUCGACCACGCCAUCCAGGGGAUCAUCGGCCGGAUACGAAGAGCGUGGGGACACAAUAAGGUGGCAAGUAUACUUAUGCUCGAUGUCUCUGGGGCGUACGACAAUGUCUCUCACGAGAGGUUAAUUCAUAACCUCCACAAACGACGCCUAGGGCUACUAGCACCAUGGGUUAAAGCAUUCCUCAUAGGGAGAAGCACCAGUAUACGAAUACCAGAAGGGACAUCAGCCAACAUCCCAACACCAACCGGCAUCCCUCAGGGUUCACCCCUCUCCCCGAUCCUCUACCUGAUCUACAAUGCAGACCUAGUAGAAGGCUGUGAAGGGGUGAAAACAAGCGCCUGGGUUGACGAUGUGGCAUUUAUCGUUACAGGAGGAGACGAACAAGAGAAUAUCUCGAAACUACAAAGAGCCUGCCAACAUGCCGACGCCUGGGCAGCCAGACAUGCCUCGAUCUUUGACCCCAAGAAAUAUGCGCUGAUCCACUUCGUCAAUCCAGCAGAAGGAGGUGGGAAACACACACCAUUGGUAUUACCAGGUACUACAAUACAGGCCACCACCACAGCAGAGCGAUACCUUGGGGUCUGGCUAGACCCAGGAUUAACUUUCCGACACCACCGGGAGCAGAUGCUCGCCAAAGCAGGGGUCAGCCUACAGGCGCUACGGGGCUUGACAGGCUCCACAUGGGGGGCGUCUCUUUCGGCCAUGCGGGCUAUCUACCAAGCGGUGAUGAUCCCACAAAUGCUCUUCGGAGCGGCAGUGUGGCACUCACCAUUGACCACCACCUUAAGGGAGAGAGGCUACUUGAAGCAAUUCGCCGGUAUCCAAUCGAAAGCGGCAUGCUUGAUAAGUGGCGCCUUCAAGACAACAGCCAGGGAAGCUCUUGAUGUGGAACUACACCUACUACCGAUGCAGCAACAGCUAGACCGGCUAGUCCGGCUGACUGCUGUUCGUAUACGUACAGGACCAAGAUAUGCAGUACCAAAAACAAUGCAGAGAGAAAGAAACCAAGUUCAACGACAGCGAGGUGGAUGGACGCCGAUGGAGGCCCAGUCCUGGAAAAAGGGUGGAUGCUUGACGCCACUCCCGGGAUCAGUGGUAUGGAACUGGGAGAGUCGAAAGGCAUACAUCCAGGCACCAUGGAAUGAGCCACCAAAGGUUUAUAUCGAAGAGAGGGAACAAGCAAGGAACGCCCACGAAAGAAUCACGAAGCAACAAAUCCGGGCACCAGCACGAUUUUACACCGAUGGGAGUGGGUAUCAAGGCGGCAUUGGAGCUGCAGUGUACCCAGCAUACCUAUACAGCCAGAACGAUGCUAGGCUGUGUAACAUGGGAUCCGACGACGAAUCCACGGUGUACGCUGCUGAGCUGCGUGCAAUUGAGAUGGCACUGGAAGUCAUUGAGGAAAGAUCCAGAUCCAAUGACGAAAACAACCAAUGGAAAGAGUGUCUGGUGGAGAGCGGCGCGGUCAUCUUCACAGACAACCAGGCAGCUCUCAAAGCCAUCGAAAAUCCACGAAUGCCGUCCGGCCAGAUAUACCUAGAGGGAUGCCUCCAGUCACUGGAACGGCUCACCAACCAGGGGGUCCAGGUUGAAUUACGCUGGAUCCCGGCCCACGAGGGUAUUCCAGGUAAUGAGAUAGCCGAUAUCUUUGCAAAGACAGCAGCCACCACACAGGAACCAAACCACCACAACAGGUUUAUCCGGCUUGCCGCAGCAGCGAGCAAGAGUGUGAAGCAGGAAUCGACAAUCGCGUGGGAGAAGGCGUGGAAGAAGGGAGGAUCGAGGAGGACUGCGCGGAGGACUCGGAGGAUGAUUGAGGCGCCAAACAAGUCAAAUCUGACCUACUGGAAGGGCCUAAGGAAAGCGACAACGUCAGUGCUGAUCCAGCUCCGCACAGGGAUCAUUGGAUUGGCCGAGUACCUAUCCAAAAUCAAGAGGAAAGACUCACCACGGUGCCAAUGUGACCUGGGAAACCAAAGUGUCCGACAUGUGUUGCUCGAGUGUCCGCUCCUGGAAGAACUCCGGACGGAUAUGAUGGAGGAAUUGUUCGGGGAAGGGGUGUCGACAACGCUGGGAGAACAGGCAAUGUUGACAGAGGUGAAGGCGGCACCGAUCGUGGCGAAGUUUAUGAUCGCAUCGGGACUCCUGGGACAGUUUCAGUCAGUGGACUCUGUCGCCAUGGGUAAGGAGAAGGGGGUAGGGGACGAGGAUCAUCCUGAUCCAAAAACAAAACCAAAACAAGACACUGUGAGUGCUGGAGAAACAGGACGCACAACCCAGUGGCCGGGCACCAGGUCUGCCGAGGUCACCUCACAGCAAAGGAACGCAUGGAGAACAACGUUUGUUGCCGGCGAGGACGAAGAUACAUGGCGUCGCGACCCGAAUCUGUUCGUGUACGACCUGCCGGAGUGA
Molecule: messenger RNA, 4032 nt
Organism: Penicillium coprophilum
Lineage: Eukaryota; Fungi; Ascomycota; Eurotiomycetes; Eurotiales; Aspergillaceae
Product: zinc knuckle domain protein
Exons: 1
Coding region: 1-4032 (1343 amino acids)
Molecular function (GO): nucleic acid binding; RNA-DNA hybrid ribonuclease activity
Source: RefSeq, a predicted model, not a curated record